AGACCAAAAGAAAUAUUUGCUAGACAUUUGCUGGCAACAAGAGGGCAGAAAUCCGGCGAGACUCUUACAGAAUUUCUCCAAGAACUUCGAAAACUUAGCAAAGAUUGUAACCUUAAGAACGUAACUGCUGAACAGUAUUGUGAGGAAUUGGUUCGUGAUUACUUUAUUAAUGGCCUCUUAUCACCUUUGAUUCGCCAACGGCUCCUAGAAAAUAAACAGCUCGACCUUCAAACUGCUUUUGACCAAGAAAAUGCCUUGGACUUGGCUCAAAAGAAUUCUGAAGCAUAUAGGAUGCCUGAAAUAACUACAACUGCAGCAGUCUCUUCCCAUCUGACAGAUGAGGUUCCUGGAGCUCAUGCCUUAGAUUAUGAUUCUCUAGCAGCUACAUUCACAUCGAAGAAAUGCUACUUUUGUGGUGAUAAUCUCCACAACAGAAUUCUAAUUGUAACAACUGUGGAAAGAAAGGACAUUAUGCUAAAGUUUGCAAGUCAAAAGCGCCUGCAAUCACCACUGCUUCUAUGUUCACGCCUACUCUUUGUUCAAUUGUUGCAAGUUGUCCAGAAAGUCUAAAACAAGCAUCUGUAAAAGUAAGUCUCUAUUGGCUGUAUUGAACUGACCGCACUCAUUGACUCUGGGAGUUCGGAAAGCUUUAUAAGUGAAACUAUGGCAAGGAAACUGUCUCUCAAGCUUCAUGCAUCAACACAGAAGAUAUCUAUGGCCCUAACAUCUUUUAAACUCAGAUCCUUGGUCACUGUUUUAACGGAUGUUGUAAUUAAUCAAUUUUGCUACUCAUCCAUUCGUUUGGGAGUCUUGAAAGAUCUCUGUAGUGAUAUUAUCCUUGGGCAAGACUUCCAGAAGAAGCACAAGCGGGUCACCAUAGAGUUUGGCGUUACUAGACCAGAACUAGUAAUUCCUAGGCCUGCCUGUCCUCUUUCUUCGACAGCCUCCAUCGAGGAGCUUCAUUGUUUGGAAACCUUCUCCCUGACUGUAAGCCUAUCGCCAGUAGAUCUAGGUGCUUUAGCAAAGAAGACCAGUCAAUCAGGAAGUUACAAAACUCCUGUCUGAAGGAAUUAUUGAACCUACCAUAACACCAUGGAGAGCACAAAUUGUUGUUUCUAAAGAUCCCUCAAACCGGCACAAGAAGGGGCUCUGUAUUGAUUACUCUCAAACCAUCAAUCAAUACACAGAGCUUGAUGCGUGCCCUCUUCCUCAGAUCGAUGACGUGAUCAACAACCUAGCACAAUACAAAGUUUUCUCAACAUUUGAUUCAAAGAGUGCUUACCAUCAAGUGCCAAUAAAGGAGUCCGAUCGAAAGUUUACUGGGUUUGAAGCUAAUGGAAGACUGUAUCAAUUUUGCCGUAUGCCGUUUGGCAUCACUAACGGAGUGGCUGCUUUCCAGAGAGCAGUGGACAAUUUUGUUGAUGAGGAGAACCUCAAUGACACAUUUCCUCCAUAUCUGGACAACAUAACAGUGGCUGGGCGAGAUCAAAAGGAACAUGACGUAAAUGUCCAGGCAUUUCAUGAAGCAGUCCAACGCAGGAACCUUACCUUGAAUGAAAGCAAAUCAAUCGAAUCCAAGACAUCCAUCAAUGUAUUAGGUUAUCGGGUUGGAAAUGGGGUGAUCGCUCCUGACGAGGAAAGACUCCGCCCACUUCAAGAUUUUCCGCCGCCAGAGAGUAUCCGCUCCCUUCGCAGGGCGAUUGGCAUGUUUGCUUACUAUGCGAAGUGGAUACCGAAUUUCUCUGAUAAGAUAAGACCCUUGACGCAAGAUAAGAUAAGGCAGCAUUAUCGGCAUUUAACACGCUUAAGAAGGAACUUGAAGGUGCAACUCUUCAUUCCAUAGAUGAAACUCUUCCCUUUGUGGUUGAGAGUGAUGCGUCACAUGUCGCUUUGUCUGCUACACUUAACCAAGAUACGUUACACCGCAACUACUCGAAAAAACUUUAUUUUAUAGCUAUUGAUUCAUCUAAAUAGGAAUAUUUUCUUGCGAAGAGAAGCGUUAAAACAAAAGUUGGAUCGCUUCCUAUUUUUUCGCUUUUGCGUGAGAAAAUAGUGUUUAUGCGUGUGAGCGUGAGAAAUAUGUCAAAUGCGUGUGUCUCACGCAAAAUGUGUGAGAGUUGGAAGGUCUGCAUGGAGCCAAUUAACAAUACUCCACUUUGGCUUUAAACAAACAAUACUAUAAUGGUAUACAGCAUUUGCGGCCAUGUUGUAUCAGACAUACAACCUCUCGCAUUCAGUUUGUAUAGCUGAUCCAACAUGGCCACUUAUGUUGUAUAUAUUAUGUAUAUACACUAAUGACAAUUGUGAUACAUUGGUAAAGAAAAGAAGGAAAAUAAACUUACUGUAGGAGUGCAUUUUCUUGUUCUGUCCAAUUUAUUUCCUGUUGCAUCAGCUCAAAAUCAUUUAGAUCACCUGCAUCCAAUUCCAGAUACUGGUAACCAUACAGUACAUUUUGGUAUCUCUGCAUGACCCAUUCAAAUAAAUAUAUGGUACAGAACAUGUCACUCAUUAUUAUAAAUGUAAUAAAAUAACAACAUGUCAACAGCCAUUCACCAUUUGGUACAUGUAUCAUAAACUAAUACAAUAGCUAUGAUUCACAUGGACUUUGAGAAACUUCUGGUUUUGAAUGUUGAAAUCAGAGGCUGGUUAUUUUCAAGGUGGCAUAUACUCAUAAUAUUCAAAGGUUGAUUGGGAGACUAAUGGAGACAUUUAUCAUUAUCCUGGCUAAUAUUUUAAAUUUUGUAAUAAUAAUUCCAGUCAGGAUACACUAGUUAUUCACACUUUGGUACUGAAAACCAUAGAAGGAUAAAAAUUAAUUAAUGUUAUCAUAUUGCCAUGAAUCAAGUUUCUAAAAAGGGUCAAUUUGUGGCAGUAAGUUUUAAAUUAAAGCUUGGAAGGCUUUCACUCAAAACCUCUUGAGAUAUUAUUUAAAAUCUCUUUCUCUUUGGGUGAGGUACCAAGUAGUUUAUGAUAGAAAAAAUAAUUCCAGUUCAUAAGGGUGGAUCUCAGAGUUGUCUAAACAAUUAUCGACCAAUUUCACUUCUUUCUAUAUUUAAUAAAUUGUUGGAAAAACUUCUGUAUAAUAGGUUAAUUGACUUUCUUGAUAAGAGAAAUAUGCUGUAUGAAAAACAUUUGGUUUUCGUGCCAAUCAUUCUACUAAUCGUGCAAUGUUAAGUAUCAUUGAUAAAAUACAGUUAUCAAUAGAGGAGCGAAUUUGCUCUGGUGGAAUAUUCCUUGACUUUAGUAAAGCCUUUGAUACAGUUGAUAAUAGUAUUUUAAUUAAAAAAUGGAUAAGUUUGGAAUUCGUGGAAUUGCAAGUGAAUGGUUUGCUUCGUAUUUUACGAAUAGACAACAGUACGUUUCCUUAAAUAAUAUUUUAUCUGAUUAUAAUACAGUCACUUGUGGUAUUCCUCAGGGGUCAGUUCUCGGUCCUCUUUUAUUUCUGAUGUAUAUAAAUUAUUUCAAUAGGUGCUCGGAAAUCUUAGAUUUCCAUCUUUUUGCAGAUGAUUCUAACUUAUUUUACAAACAUAAGAAUCUUGUAGAGCUUCAAACAAAUCUAAAUGGGGACUUACAUAAUAUUCAUGUUUGGUUGUGUGCUAAUAAGCUGUCUCUAAAUGUUGAUAAAUCAAACUUUGUGAUAUUUCAUCCUCCUCAAAAGAAAAUAAAUGAUAUAAAACUAAAUAUUAAAGGAGUGAUGUCAAUAUCUGCGCAUCUUUUCUGCGCACGCCAACUUGAAAACUACUGCCGUAGUUUUUCAAGUUUUCCAAUCCAAUAUGGUGGAUUUGCGAAGUGGCUCGCAUGGUGGCAAAUGAAACAAUUCUGGCCGGAAAAGGAAGUACGAGGGACGAAAUGCGCAGAAAAACUGGGACAAGAAACACAGGAAAAUAUUCGUAACCUUGACGAUAUUUAAUUCUUGGAAAGAUGCCAAAAGUAUUGCAGGAUAUUAGAUAUGCAGUGACAGUGAAUUUGCAGCAAAUCUACUUUCAUUGGAAUACCGAAGAAGGUACGAUUGUCUGUAAUAGCCAUUAAUAAGUUUUAAUGUCCUGUUCGAUUAAUGCACGGAUUGCUAAGAUCACUGAUCAUUAUAUACUUUUUUUAUAUAAGGUCUGAUGAAACAAGGGAAUACAUACAACCAGCUGAACGGCCUGAACCAAGUUCGAACGCAAUAGGUUGUUGUUAUUACUAAGUGGUAUAUGUCAUUAUUUUACUGCAAACAGACGUGGUUUGGAAGCUAGAGAGCCGCAGAAUGUAACAGAAGUGAAGAGUUUCUUGGGCUUGGUGAAUUACAAUGCAAGAUUUAUUCCAGAUCUCGCAACUGUUGCAGAGCCAAUGAGACUAUUGACGAAGCUAGGAGUACCAUUUGUUUUUGGUCCUGAGCAGCAAGAAUUGUUUAGAGAACUGAAACGUAGGCUUGCCCAAGCGGAAACCUUGAGUUAUUUCGAUCGAGAUGCGAAGACCAAGAUUGUUUGUGACGCAAGUCCAGUUGGGCUAGGGGCAAUUUUACUACAAGAGCACAAAGGAGAGGAUCAAGUAAUUUGUUAUGCCAGCAAAGGUCUUACCGAGGUUGAAAGACGAUACUUGCAGACUGAGAAGGAGGCCUUAGCAGUGGUGUGGUCGUGCGGAAGGUUCCACGUCUACUUGUACAGAAGACAGUUUGAACUGUGGAUUGACCAUAAACCUUUAGAAUGUAUCUAUUCAGCUUGUUCUAGACCAUCAGCGAGAAUCGAGAGAUGGGUUUUGAGACUUCAACCGUAUUUGUUUACAGUGAAAUACCUGCCGGGGCAUUUAAAUGUUGCAGAUUCAUUGUCACGUUUGACAAAGAUCGGAGAGAUGAAGUCCGGAAGUAUAGCUGACGAUUAUGCCAGUUUUGUUGCAAAGACAGCAAUUCCAAGAGCCAUGAAUUCCAGAGAAAUUGAAGAAGCAUCUUCUUGCGAUGAAGAAUGA
Paramuricea clavata is the source of this 4944-nucleotide messenger RNA. The record is from the annotation of a GenBank genome assembly. NCBI's taxonomy places the organism in Eukaryota, Metazoa, Cnidaria, Anthozoa, Malacalcyonacea, Plexauridae.